Molecule: messenger RNA, 1797 nt
Organism: Blepharisma stoltei
Lineage: Eukaryota; Ciliophora; Heterotrichea; Heterotrichida; Blepharismidae
Source: the annotation of a GenBank genome assembly
AUGUUCAACCCAGCCCAGUUCGAAGCUUACAAAAACAUGAUGAACGGCUCAAACAUGAAGCAAAGCGCUGAUAUGAUGUCGAAGAUGACUGACGACCAGCUCAGACAAUACCUGUCAAUGGCUGGGAUGGGGAAUAUGGAUCCAUCAUUCUUUAGGUUGUGCGCCCUUUUUUAUUGGAAUUUUCCUAGUAUCACAUUUCCUCGGGAUUUUUCGGUGAAACUUUUUCCUCAUUAAUAUUUACUCAGAAAAUAAUUAAAAAUUCAUCAAAAACUCUACAGAGGAAAAAAAUUUUCGACAAAUUUCAUACAAAAAUGUUCCGAUCAAAUUACAUUCAGCCCUCUUUAGGACUGCAGCAGCAAGUAUGUCAAAGAUGGACGAAUCCACCUUGGAAAACAUGAAAAACAACGUCCCAGCUGGUCGAUUUCCUCAACAAUCCCCUCCACCACAGCCUGAGCCUCCAACUGCAACAGUGGUUGAAGCAACAGAAAUAAAGAACCAAGGAAACACAUAUUUUAAUCAAGGAAAAUACAAAGAAGCCAUUGACCGAUACGAGGAAGCUUUAAGAAAGCUGCAAAAAGAGCCACUUUCAGAGUCAGCAAAAACCUUAGAAAUUUCUUGCAGAAUGAAUUUAGCCAACUGUUUAGCCAAAUUUGAGGAUUAUGACCAAAUAAUCGAACAGUGCAAAAAGGUCUUGAUUUUUGGAGGAAAUGCAAAGGCUUAUUACAGAUAUGGACAGGCUUUAAUGAAAAAAGGAGAAUUAAAAGAAGCUAAAACGAAACUAGAAGAAGCUAAAAAACUGUCACCAAGUGACGAAAACAGUAAGAUUUACAUUAGUUACAAAGUUAUUAGAGGAGGUCAGAGCUGCUUCACUUGAAGCUUCACCGAAGAAAAAUUCUCCGAAAAUCGAAGAAAUUGACGAACCAGUGAAAAAAGAAGACCCAAAGCCAACUGGACAGCUGAGCAAUAAAGAAAAAAAUCGAGGGAUCGAGCUUAAUGAAAAACUUCUCCAAGAAGAAACAAAAAAUCCACCAAAAGAAGAAAAAGUUCCACAAAAAGAAGAAAAAGCUCCACAAAAGAAAAUUAUCAUUGAAGAGCAAACGGAAGAACCUCCAAAGCAGCCUGCUCCGGCUAUAAACACUCCUAUAGUUCCUCCAGGAAAUAUGAAUAGUGAAAUGAUGAAUAAAGGCAUGGAAACUUUAAAAAACAUGAGCCCUGAAGAUUUGGAGAGGAUGACAUCUUCUAUUAAGAACAUGGAUCCGAAGUUCAUGGAAAGCAUGAUGAAGAGCCAAGGAUUAAACGUUUCGUCUGAACAAAUACAAAAUAUGACUAACUCUAUAAUUAUUUAUUUUUAAAAUAAUUUAAUAAAGAAGAUUAAUUUUGUCCCAUUAUCAUUAAUUUUGCUUUUAGCCAAUAUAGAGUAAGAUGAUGAGCCCUGAAACCAUCAAAAUGAUGUCACAAAUGAUGGGAUCGGGAGGAUUCCCUACUGCUGCUCCACAACAGCCUGGCUCAGCAGCAGCAGAAGCAAACCCUGGCAUGCCGCAAAUAAACGCAAACAUGGUCCAAACCAUGCUAAACAACCCUGAAAUGAAAAACAUGAUGGGCCAAAUGCUUGGCACCCAAUUCGGCAGAAGUCCAGCCGAAAUGGAAACAGUGAUCGACUGCGUCAGCAAGUGCAUGAAUUUUGUUAUGAAAUUUGUAAACGCAUACAGAUUUUGCAUGGGCGGAAACAGAAAAUACAUAUCAAGUGCAGCUUUAGUAGGGCUGUUUUCUUACUGGAUGGGGUGGAUUAAUAUAUAA